UGGCAUUUAUAUUCAUAUUCUAUUUGCUAAUUUGUCAGUUAAAUUAAAGGUGUAAAGCUACUAUGGGACUGUUGAAAAGGGCGUGCGCAUCAGUUGUACUGGUUCUUUGUAUUUCAGUUGUCAAUGGUUACAAUAGCAACAAUAAUGGUCUUGGAUAUUUCCCAAAUUUCCUUCCAUCACCUUCUGUCAGCAAACAGUCAUUUAGCCCGUAUGUUUAUCCGAACACCGUUCCAGUUUCCAGCUACAUCAACCCGGUUCAGCCACUAAGGGUGCCAGCUUAUUCUAGCAUCGCUCCUGUUAAUAGAAUAAUGUAUCCAGCACUUAUGCCACAUGGGGUUCCUUUAUUUGGAACACUUCCGCCACAUACGGGACAUUCUUUUCACAAAAAUGUUUAUAAUCACAAAGACGUUGUGACAAAGUCAGUUUUAUACUCCGUUUUAUUGUCACAGAUCUUAAGGAAGAUAUGAUCGGCUUAAAAACCGGCCUCGUUUUCUCACUAUUUAUUGCUUCAUUUUGCUUAUUUUGUUGAUCAUUUUGUAUUAAGGAUUUCAUAUACGCCAACAUGAAUAUGUUAUGGUUAUGCUUUAAGAAUAAAGUUAAAUUAUUAAUUGUUGUUUUCUUUUGUUUUGUAAUGACAUUUUGUAUCAUGAUUUAAAAUGAAAACAUUAAAAGGAUUCAUCUGACGUCCAAAAGCCUAAAAACUUAAAAUUAUUUUUUCUAAAUUACGAAAACAUGAAUUUCUUACAUAGAUAGCUGCUAGGGCACUAAUAAUAAAAAGAUUUGCGAAAUAUAAUUAAAAAAUAUACAUAAUACGCGUGUCUUUGUUAAUUUUGUCAAACUUAUUAAUAUUUUGGUCAGUAAUUAAAAAAA
Ruditapes philippinarum (Manila clam) is the source of this 870-nucleotide messenger RNA. RefSeq lists its product as uncharacterized. Lineage: Eukaryota; Metazoa; Mollusca; Bivalvia; Venerida; Veneridae. The coding region runs from base 63 to 467 and encodes 134 amino acids. The transcript is spliced from 2 exons. The record is from RefSeq and is a predicted model, not a curated record.